GCGUCAAGCGAACCGCCAGAUUUAAAUGGAUAAUGAUUCGCGCACCUGCUGUUGGAUAAACGCUACAAUUUUAUGAAGAUGGCUAAAACAAUAUCACCCUAUGACAUACUUGUUAACUUCGUUUCAUUGAUUACAUUUCUGUUUGAUGUAGGAACAGAUAUCCUAGUGACUGUUCAGUUCUUUGAAAAUGGUGACAUAGUGUGGGGAUCUUUGACAGCAGGAUUUGUGGGUGUGCCCACGCUGCUGAUUCAAAUCUUCAGUCUCAAGUGGCAUAUUUCGGAUAAGUCUCUCUCCGUAGCAACCUGUCUUCCUCAUCUGUUCCUGUUUGCUCCUGUCCAAAGGUAUCUCAGAGUGAUACGCUUAGCCCUGAAGGCUAGAUCAACUCGUAGUUUCAACGACAUUGACCGUGUUUACCGGGAACAGAAUGAUGUGUGUAUUCUUCGUCUGAUGGAGUCCUUCAUGGAGGCUGCACCCCAGCUGUGUCUGCAGCUCUACGUCAUCCUCCUCACCAACAAUGUCACAGUACUCACAGGGAUGUCAGUGUGCAGCUCUCUCAUCUCGCUGGCAUGGGCUCUGACGGCUUAUGGUGAUGGACUGCGACUGGCCUACAGAGACCUCUACAGGAGAAACUGGUGUGGCCUAGUGGUACACUGGCUCUGGCAGGCCUUCAUGACCUCUGCAAGAGUUAUGGCCCUUGUUAUGUUUGCUACAGUUUUCAAAGCUUGGGUGUUUCUUGCUGCGGGUAUUCACUGGAUAGCCAUGACAAUAUGGAUCUCUGUGAAAGGCACAGAUUUCGGAGAUGGAGUCUGUGAACGUGGCCUGUUUCAGAUGGUGGCUGGCUUCAUGUACAUCUUCUGCUUCCUGAACCUGCGUGAGGGUCGCAGUCGCUACCGCAUGCUGGUGUUCUACCUGGUGUUCUUCCUGGAGAACGCCGCACUGGUUGCUGUGUGGUUCACCUUCAAGGGAACAUCAUCUGUCCUGGACUAUGUAACACCAUCUGUGGUGUUUGGUGGAUUCCUGCUUGGUAUUCUGUGUCUCUUCUUGUACUACCGGUUCCUGCAUCCCGGGGGCCCCAUCUACCUGUACACCAUCAAGUCUACAGUACACAACACUGUCCUCAAUAACCAGCUGGAACCUCGUCCCGGUAUGUUUGAUGUGACUGCUGGUACCCUGAUGUCUGUGCUGGGCAGUGACAUCGUGGAGCUGAGUCGGGAUAUGGAUCAAACGACCUUGAACUUCAGCCGAGUCAGUAUGAGAUCCUCAGGGGGCUUCUCCCAGCAACACAUGCAGCUCGUGUGGGAGGCGGGACUAGCUGGUCGCAGCAGCUCAUCUGACAGCUCCCUCGACAUGAUGGACGGUCAAACAACUCGCAGCUACAACAAUGGGACGCUCACAUCAAGCAGAUCCGCCAACAGUACGAGACAGCUGCUUCAAGGGUCAAGGUCAUCGGUAAAUGAUAAUAGAGGAAGGAGGUACAAUGAUCAGGCAGAUCGUCGUGAUGAGACCAUGGAUUUCAACUCAACUGUCAGCUCAAGAUAUGUGCCAAGAAAUCGGAUAUUUACUCAGAAGGACAUCUAUGGCUUCCAUGAAGACCGAUUUAAAGGCACAUAUCAUAGUCCAAUGAAGAAAAGCUGCGAGUCUUUAGUGGUAAGACCAGUGUCACUGUCACCUCUGGAUGCCUCAAAACUGUGGGAGGAGACAGCUGGCAGACUAAGAGCCCCAUUGGUCGGGAGAGAUGAUGACACGUUGUCAACUCUCAAUGCCUCAGACCUUUUAGAGCAGUCGUACAGUCAUGAACAUUCAUCAAAAUGGGCUUCAUACAGUCAGAGAGAGGCAUCAAAUCUUGAUUUAUACAGCCAGAGUGCAGAAUCUAAUCUUGAAUCAUACAGCCAGCGAAAGGCAUCACAUCUGGAUUCCUACAGCCAGCGAGAGGCAUCACAUCUGGAUUCCUACAGCCAGAGAGAGGCAUCACAUCUGGAUUCCUACAGCCAGAGAGAAGCAUCACAUCUGGAUUCCUACAGCCAGAGAGAGGCAUCACAUCUGGAUUCCUACAGCCAGAGAGAGAUGUCAAAUCUAGAAUCCUACAGCCAGAGAGAGAUAUCUAAUCUAACUUCAUAUAGCCAAAGAGAAUCAUCAAAUAACAAAUCAUAUCGCCAAAGAGAUUUGUCAAAUGUUGAUUUGUACUGCCAGAGGGAAUCCCUGCACAACGUCACUGUUCAUUCAAACUCCAGCAGCCGCAGCAGAGGCAGGCAGUAUGGCAGGUCUGGGAGGAGCAGGUCAAACAGUAGAAGCAAGUUGGAGGUCAGCAGAGGUCACAUGAGUCUGCCACAGACAGCAUCUCCCAACUACAAUGCUUUUGAUCAUGGCUUUUUGGACACCUCUGUACCAGAUCUGACAGAUCCUCCUGAAUGUGUCAACAACUACAACCAUAUCUCUGGUUCCAGGGACUCAAGCCCAAUAUAUGAACACAUAUCACAAGAUUCAUCAAGGAUGGAUAGGUCCCCAGUGACAACAGCAGCUGAGCGGUACACUCCCUCUGUCAAUGUUGCAGACUAUAACUCCACGCCAUCACAUAUCAGUCCUUUAAUGAAAUCAAGAGAAUCAAACUCAACUGAAGAUGAGUCUGGGGUUUUCACCAAUACAUCUGCCAGAAGUGAGAAGAAGAGUUUACAGUAUCAUGACAUCUCGCUCCAGAAUUCCCCUGAGCCUAUAUACGCUGUGCCUUAUUCAGGAAACUCCCCUUCAUUUCACCAGACUCAGUCAGUGCCGGCUGUCAGUCGUCACAAGAGUCGCACCAACCCGGGGGUACCUGGUGCCAGUCGCCUCCAGUAUGGGGACAAUGAGGACAUCCCAGGAGCCUGCCGCAGCCUCGUCCCGGACACCCCAUGGAGGCUAGACUACCUGAAUCUGGAACCUCUGAAGACUGCCCUCCUGAAGGUGAAGGACAUGCCAGAGACCAAGAGACAGCUGGUCCGAGAGUAUAUCAAGGAUUUGAAUGAUUCUAUCACCAAUCAGCCCAGUCCUCUGAAGGUGCAAGAAUUCCAAAACUCACCAGCUAGGUUUGGACGGAGUGUGGAUCUCUUUAACAGCCGUGCUUGGCAGGCAGUCAAACAAAUUGUGGAAGACGAGACCGAUGAGUCGGAUGAAGGUCACAUUAAUGCAACAUUGCCAAGGUCACAACAAAGGUCAAGGACAUCGCUGCUCGUGGAUGAGUCAGGUGAUUUACACAGCAGGCCAUCAUCUGGUCAGUAUGAUUCUGGUGUCUUCUCCUACCAGCCAUUCCAGAGAAGCUACCUCGAUUCACAGAAUAAUGUGAAAGAGUCGUCUCCCUUUGGGACAUACAGACAUUCGUCUAAGAUGUCCAGCAUCAGAGGCAGUGAAGCAGGUGGAGCCCCUGUCAGAGGUUCACCCAUGCCGAUCAAAAACCGAUCCAAAGAUCAGGCGGAACGAAAGAAAUCACGAGACACCGAAUCUUUACAUGGUAAGCGGAGUGACUCCGAAAAAUCUCUUAAUGGUAGAUACAAGAAACGUCAAGAUCACAAGGAAAACUGUGGUUACAAAGACAGGUCCUUUGGACACAGUCAGUCUAGUCUCAACAGCUCCAACCUGGUUCAUCAUAUAUCUCCGCAGCAGGGGAAUGGUGACAGCUAUUUAAAUGUUCUCAAACCUCAACCAGUUCGUCACACCCAGACAAGCUCGCUCUUAUCAGAUGUGUGUCCAAGUCUUGCUGAUUCUUACCGGCAAGCCAUAAACAACAGUAAUAAUGUGCCUCAUAACCUGAAUCUCAGUCAGGAGUUAGGUCAGUCUGACCUUGACCUUCAGGAUGAGAACUUUGACCUUCAGACACAGGUUAAAGGUGACAGGAGAAUGUCAAAGGGACCUGAAAGACAACCUUUCAAACCUCUCCACAACACACCAGCAUUCUCCCCUAUUGGGGUGCCCGGCGGACAGGUUAGGAAGCCUUCAGAGCUAAACACGGACAUAGCGUACUCCAGCACGCCCAAACUGUCCUCAAGUCUCCACUCACUGGCUCUGAUUGAUGCUUACAACAGCCCCUUAGAUGAGUCAACCGAGAGUCAGAGAUCCAAAGUUCCAGUUAACAGCAGACUCAACACUGAUUCAACCCAUAGUCAGAGGCCAAGGGGUGGCGUAGCUGGACCUCGUCCACUUACAAGUGGCAAGAGUGUGGACAGAGCCAGGUCGUACGACUACAUCAGGUAAUGCAGAACAUCACCACUAACAUAUCAGCUGUGCAGGCAACGUGAGAUUGUACACAUCUCAACCUGUUGACUUGGAAGCUAGGAUGGACCAUUUCAGUAGUCAAAACUGUCUCAUAUGUGUGAAGUGUCAGUCUGUUUUAUCUUUGCUCAGGGUAAAAUGUUCCUUGUUGUUACCCCUAAGUCUUUUAGUAUAUUUCAGUACCGGGGUACUUUGUUGUUUCCGUAUUCUACUAUGUAUUGUUACACACCAGUAUUGGAUUGACAACUCAUCGAGUUGACUAGCAGCCAUUCUUGCUGUCCAUGUGUUAAUGUUGACUGGUCUUACUCAUCAGCUGACCAUGAUGACAAUUUGAGACACUAUGUCAGAGCCCAGUAAUACAGCUGGUCUGGAGAACCUGUAUUUCACCACAUUGUUAUGAAUGGAAUCGAUUUUUACCAUUUUACACAUUUUGAUAUUGUUUUUUUAUAACCUUCUUAAAGAUUUAAUGUAAGGAAAGAUAUUUUUUUAUGCACGUUUGACAUGAUUGAGAAUGUAUUUAAUCGAAUUGUUGUAAGUUUCAAUUUUACUAAUUGUUUUAAAUGUAAGUGUAUUGUGCCAUGAAGAUGAUUCAAAGAUCCAAACCGUGAUUCAGCCGUCAUACUUGUAUUUAGUUCACAUGAAUGAUGACUUCAUGCAUGCCUUUCCGUGCUACAGUCGUGACAAGUCAUACAUUUCUACAGUAUUUAGCUUAUAUUAGAUUAUACACAUGUAGGGCUGUAGUCAUGACAGUAGGCACCGUGUCUAUUCUUAUCAUUUACUAGUGCUUUGUGCCAUUUGGCAAACAUUCUCCAUGAAAGACUUUAGAAAUCCCACUUCAUUUUGGGUUAUCAAAACUUAUGGGGUCAAACAAGCCUCUCAUGGAUACCUGUAAUAUGCCUGACUGCUAAUAACAAGAGGUAAUAGGUACAGAGAGCAAGAAUAUUCUAUAUUUUUCACAUGUUGGGAUAACUCUAUAUAAUACCAGGAAUCAUGAUAUUAAAUAUGUUUUACCAGCAUCACCAUCUUCAUUAUCAUUGUAUCUGUUUUGCAUCUUUUGUCUUUAGAACAAAUUUCAGUUAUCAAUAAUUUAGCAAUAACAAAGGGGAAUCUCUCAGUCUGGACACUCUCUUAUCUGGAUUUCUCUCAAAACAAGACCUCAUUUCCAGUCCCGUAUUUAUUGACAUUUCUUUCAUCUGUCUUAUUUCAUUUUCUGCUGCUAUAUAUUACCACUAAACCAAAAUUCUGUCUAAACAGGGGACAACUUUAUUAGUGGUAGUCCAGUUUAGAGAGGUUCCACUGUUGUGAUAUGUUUCCCCUGUUGCCCAGUGUCUCUACUGGAGUGAAGUGUUCCACUUAUCAGGGUAAAAACAACUGAUAACAUCACAAUAAGUAAAUAACCUGUAAAUAGCAUGCUAGUAGGUAAUUUAUGUUGUUGCUAGUUGACAGUAGAAUGUUAUUUAUAGUGUAUUACAUGUUUUUGUUGACAGGCGAAUAUUUAUGGUGACGUAUACCAGCGAAAAUACUCAGUAAGAUAUUUGUGAGUUCUUAGACAGAUUUUGUAGUUGUGACUAGUUGCUUGAUGUGGUUAUAUUACUGAUGAUGUGUCAUGUGAUGUCAAGGAGCAGUAUAGUUGCUAUAGUUACUGAACUACAAGAGGCUGCUGACAUGGCCUUGCAUUUCUAUCUCUCCCUUGAGAAGGUCUUACCAUUUGAUAAAAGGCUUCAAUCUGGCAACCAUUUUUAACACUGCUUUAGAGUAAACAUGUUAUAUGUAUUUUGUUUCUAUUGAUAUUACAGCAAGUGAAAAGUCUGUAACACAGCCAUUGACUAAUAUUUGGAAUAUUGGAAUAAGAUUUUGGUGGUUUAUUUAGACAUACAUAUGGAGCCAUUCUGAUAAUGCAAUUGAGAAUGUCAUAAUACAUGUUUUUGAAAAACAUAUUUUGGUUGUAUUUUUGGCUUUAAAAGGCCUUAAUUCUCCAACUUUGCAUAAAUCUUGAUUACGUUAAGCUCUAAGUGAACAUUUGCCUCAGCAACAGAACCAUAAUCUACAUUAAGGAUUGAGGCACAGACUACUCUUGCUAUGAUUAUGCACGACAUCAUUUGUUCAGAGGUUUAAUAUCAAGCUCUAAAUCACAGUGUACCUGUUUGUACCUACACAGAGCUAUAUGCACUGGGAAUGUUCCACCAGAUAACAGUGGAACACAGUGUUUGUACCUGUUCAGCUCUACAAGUAUCGGAGCAUCAUCAGUAUAAACUAUUAUUAUUGUCCUUGAUGUUGUCUUCUGUAGAAUGUAAUCACUGUAUAUUGAUGUCAUUUCACUUCUGUGUUCAAUUUCUUGUUCUGUGUCUGGUAACAUUCUUCCCUUUCAGCUUAAGCAGUUUUUGUAGGUGAAUUGAUUUCUAGGUUUGAAAACCACUGGCUGGUGUAUAAAUCUAUGCUUCUAGUCAAUUAUGUUUAAAUUUAUGAGUUUAGAUUUCUCUCUGUAACAAAAUGAACUGAUAAAUAGUCAAAAGCUAAUUUAUUUCAGAUGCAGUUUUUCUUGUAUAUAACCGUAGUGAGUAGUCAGUAGUCACUAGAGUAAAUAAAUCUUACAACAGUU
Haliotis rubra (blacklip abalone) is the source of this 6838-nucleotide messenger RNA. RefSeq lists its product as uncharacterized. Gene Ontology annotation, cellular component: plasma membrane. Gene Ontology annotation, biological process: apoptotic process involved in development; engulfment of apoptotic cell; phosphatidylserine exposure on apoptotic cell surface. The transcript has 7 exons. Lineage: Eukaryota; Metazoa; Mollusca; Gastropoda; Lepetellida; Haliotidae. The record is from RefSeq and is a predicted model, not a curated record. The coding region runs from base 73 to 4221 and encodes 1382 amino acids.